AGUAGUUGAGUGAUAACAUUGAUUGUCAAAGCACUUUCAAUUAUUGUAAUUUCUAUUAAUUUGUGUUGUGUAUUGAAUGAUUAUUAUAUAAAAUCCUUUAAUUAAACAUCAAAAUCAUGAGUGUAUCAAUACCGUUGCUAUUGGCAGAGGAGGACGUUGAAUCAGGGGGCAAGGAGGGAGGAAUUGAAAAUGACUUUGCCUACCGUAAUAAUGUUCAUCAAGCAGCAACCAACAUACGGCUGGGUUUCCUCAGGAAAGUAUUCAGUCUACUGUUUUUCCAGCUUGCCACAACUGUCAUAAUUGGAUUCGUUUUCAUGUUCAACAAUAAAAUCCGUUUCUACAUUCAUAAUAAUGAUUGGACUGUCUCUGUGUCUUUCCUAUUGAGCGUAGUCAUUCUGAUUGCCCUUCAUUUCAAAAGGAAGGAUUCUCCAGCAAACCUAAUCCUACUUGCUGCAUUUACUUUGGUGCAAGCAUAUACAGUGGCAGUGAUAUGCACUUACUUUGACAAAUUCGUUGUUCUGCAAGCCCUCCUUCUGACCGUAUCUGUUGUUGGCGGACUGAUGGCCUACACAUUCCAGUCCAAACGAGAUUUCUCAAGCCUAGGAUCAGGGCUAUUUGUGGCAGUCUGCUGUCUGAUUGUUGGAGGGUUCUUGCGAAUAAUCUUCGUCAGCACCGCCUUUGAUUUGAUUAUAUCUAUCAGUGGAGCCAUCGUCUUCUCACUGUUCAUAAUUUAUGACACUCAGGAAAUAAUGAAGCGCACAUCACCCGAAGAAUACGUUUUUGCUACAAUUGAGCUCUACCUGGACAUCAUAAAUCUCUUCAUAUAUAUAUUGAGAAUACUUGAAGCAAUGAAUAGAAAAUGAGCUUGUGUUCUCGUUACAAAGAAAAGCUUCUCAUAAAACUAAAAAUCAUAUUUGGAGUUUCUAGUAGUUGUAAACGUGCACUUAAAUAUUCACGUGUUGAAUUGAAAAGCAUUGAAGUAUUAUAAAUUAUCAUGUGAUAUUGUAUUCAACUUUCGGUUAAUUCCUGCAUUUUAUUGUUUUUUUAAUUUAUUGGUGUAUUGUGAAUUUUAUUUGUUAGAAAUUUAUUACUCUUUAUUAAGUCUGCAUAACAUAUAUAUGUAAGAUUUCGGUAUUGUACAUCUGACUAUUUCUUUAGGUGAAUAUUAUGUUCUUUGUAUGUAAUAGUGUGCAAAAUUAUUAAUGUCCUUUGACGAGUUAUCCAAGAAUUUACGAUGGUGAAUCAAAUGGAAACCUUAAAAGUGCUAUAAAGCUCCGAGAAGUUGUAGGAUUGAUCACUACCUCCGUAAACAAAGCCAUAGUGCAAGACAGGUGGUAGAUGGUGAAGUCAGCACAGGUAGGGCUCCUACACCAAUAAAAACACUAGCUGAUAUAGAUCAGCUGAAAUCAACGAAUUUUUAUUGGUGUAGAAGCCCUACCUGUGCUGACGUCACACUAAUGCACUACGGCUUUGUUUACGGAGGUAGUGGAUUGAUCCGGUAGUUGGCAGGGAUGUUGGUUGAAACUCACACAAUGACUACCAGGUGCAUCAGUGACCUUGCUACACACACCUGGCGGUGACUUCAGUUACAAUAUGACCGCCCCAGUAUCAAUAUGCACCGCGUUAGAGCUGCUAUCAGUCAUUCGUUUCUUGGUCAUUGAAGGUGUCAAACCAAUGGAAAUUCAUUGCAGGGUGACAGUACAAUAUGUUAAUUCAUGUUUGUCCCGAAACAAACAUUACCAUCAACCAGAAAAAAGAGCAAGUAAGGAAAGGCGCCUUAGCUCAUCGCCAAAACCCCCAAAAAAUCCGAACUCAGCGAUCAGCAGGAAAACUCUUGCUGACUUCCUUCUGCGAU
This is a messenger RNA of Nilaparvata lugens (brown planthopper), 1855 nucleotides long. Its product is annotated as protein lifeguard 4. Gene Ontology annotation, cellular component: membrane. Gene Ontology annotation, biological process: negative regulation of apoptotic process. Lineage: Eukaryota; Metazoa; Arthropoda; Insecta; Hemiptera; Delphacidae. The transcript has 8 exons. The coding region runs from base 117 to 863 and encodes 248 amino acids. The record is from RefSeq and is a predicted model, not a curated record.